Triplophysa rosa is the source of this 8491-nucleotide messenger RNA. It is a transcript of the gene ptprda, whose product is annotated as protein tyrosine phosphatase receptor type Da. The transcript is spliced from 38 exons. Gene Ontology annotation, biological process: protein dephosphorylation. The record is from RefSeq and is a predicted model, not a curated record. Bases 148 to 5994 code for a protein of 1948 amino acids. NCBI's taxonomy places the organism in Eukaryota, Metazoa, Chordata, Actinopteri, Cypriniformes, Nemacheilidae. Gene Ontology annotation, molecular function: protein tyrosine phosphatase activity; protein binding.
GUCUCAGGAGGGGAAAUGAUACACUGACCUUCAGCCCUGCAACCUCAAACUCAGAGUCCUCAGACGCUUCAGCAGGACUAUCAGAGGUUGUGAGAGCGUUGCAGGAGUGUUGUGAGCUGGCACACUCAGUGGGCGAGUCGUAACAUCAUGCCGGUGCCAAACGUUUGUGUAGCGUUACCCUCCAUCAGACACUCGACGAUACUACUGCUCACCGCCAUCAUCCUGCUCAGCAACGCCGAGGCUCCACCAAAGUUCUUGCGGACCCCGGACGAUCAGACGGGUGUCCAGGGGGGCGUGGCCUCCUUCAUCUGCCAAGCGACGGGCGACCCGCGGCCCAAAAUCGUGUGGAACAAGAAGGGGAAGAGAGUGAGCAACCAGCGCUUUGAGGUGAUCGAGUUUGAUGACGGCUCGGGCUCAGUGCUAAGAAUCCAGCCGCUGCGGACGCCGCGUGAUGAAGCCAUUUAUGAGUGCGUCGCCUCCAACAGUGUUGGGGAGACGAGCGCCACCACACGCCUCACUGUUUUACGUGAGGAUCAGCUGCCUGCAGGUUUCCCCACUAUAGAUAUGGGUCCUCAGUUAAAGGUGGUGGAACGCACCCGCACCGCCACAAUGCUCUGCGCCGCCAGCGGCAACCCCGACCCGGACAUUUCCUGGUUCAAAGACUUCCUGCCCGUCAACACCAGUAACAACAACGGGCGAAUCAAACAGCUGCGAUCAGGUGGUACUCCGAUCAGAGGAGCGCUGCAGAUCGAACAGAGCGAAGAAUCGGACCAGGGGAAGUACGAAUGCGUCGCCACCAACAACGACGGCACUCGCUAUUCCGCUCCUGCCAACCUGUAUGUAAGAGAGCUGCGAGAAGUGAGACGGGUUCCGCCCCGCUUCUCCAUUCCUCCGACGGAUAAUGAGAUCAUGCCCGGGGGAAGUGUGAACAUCACCUGCGUGGCGGUCGGCUCACCCAUGCCCUAUGUCAAAUGGAUGCUGGGCUCGGAGGAUUUGACCCCUGAGGAUGACAUGCCCAUCGGCCGAAACGUGCUGGAGCUCACCGACGUCCGGCAGUCAGCCAACUACACUUGUGUUGCCAUGUCAACGCUGGGCGUUAUAGAGGCGGUUGCACAAAUCACGGUCAAAGCUUUACCGAAGCCACCGGGUGUUCCCCAGGUAACCGAGCGCACGGCAACAAGCAUCACGCUCACGUGGGAUUCUGGGAAUCCCGAACCUGUUUCCUAUUACAUCAUCCAGCACAAGACCAAACACUCGGAGGACUCUUAUAAAGAAAUCGAUGGCGUCGCCACCACUCGAUACAGCGUGGGUGGACUGAGCCCUUACUCCGACUACGAAUUCAGAGUAGUGGCCGUGAACAACAUCGGACGCGGUCCUCCCAGCGAAGCCAUCGAGGCCAAAACGGCCGAGCAGGCGCCGAGCACGGCCCCGCGGCAAGUCCGAGGGCGGAUGCUGAGCGCCACCACCGCCAUCAUCCACUGGGAUGAACCCGAGGAGGCCAACGGACAGGUUACAGGCUACCGGGUUUACUACACAACCGAUCCUGGCCUGCACGUCAACCAAUGGGAGAAACAGAUCGUUAGGACUUCCAACUUCCUCACCAUUCCUGGUCUGACGCCCAAUAAGACUUAUUACAUCAAAGUCCUGGCCUUCACCUCCGUAGGAGAUGGACCUCUGUCCUCUGAUUUACAGAUCAUUGCCAAAACUGGAGUUCCCUCUCAACCGACGGACUUCAAGGCUGAAGCAAAAUCUGAGACCAGCAUCCUGCUGUCGUGGAACCCCCCUACACAGAGCGGCCAGGACAAUCAGGUCGUUGGAUACGAGCUGCUCUAUAAGAAAGGAGAUGACAAAGAGGAGAAGCGCGUCAGCUUCGAACCCACCACCACCUACUUACUGAAGGAUCUGAGACCCUUCACCACAUACACCUUUCAGCUGGCUGCUCGCAGCAAACAUGGUGUCGGUGCCUACACCAACGAGAUCUCGGCUGAAACUCCUCAGACACAGCCCUCAGCUCCGCCUCAGGAAGUCAAGUGUACCAGUCCCAGUUCCACCAGCAUUCUGGUAAGUUGGAAGCCGCCUCCGGUGGAGCUUCAGAACGGAGUCAUCGUCAAAUACAGCGUCCAGUACACCGCCACAGAAGGAGACGAUACGUCCUUGCGUCACAUCACAGAUAUACCGCCGCAAACCUCCCGCUAUCUCUUGGAGAACUUGGAGAAAUGGACAGAGUACCGCGUGACAGUGAUCGCUCACACAGAAGCGGGUGAAAGCCCUGAGAGUUUACCUCAUCUUAUCCGUACGGAGGAGGACGUGCCCAGCGGCCCUCCUCGUAAAGUCGAGGUGGAGGCUGUCAACUCCUCAUCUGUUAAAGUGUUGUGGCGUUCGCCGGUGCCCAGCAGACAGCACGGACAGAUCCGUGGGUAUCAGGUGCACUAUGUCAGGAUGGUUAACGGUGAACCCGUCGGGCAUCCUGUCAUCAGAGACAUCCUGAUAGACGAUGCUCAGUGGGAAUAUGAUGAUUCGGCUGAACAUGAGUUAUUUCUCACAGACCUUUACGCUGAGAGCACAUAUUCAGUGACCGUCGCCGCUUACACGACCAAAGGAGACGGAGCACGCAGCAAACCCAAGCUGGUCACCACCACCGGAGCCGUUCCUGAAAAGCCUCGUCUCAUGGUCAGUCCAACAAACAUGGGCACAGCUCUGCUGCAGUGGCACCCUCCUCCCAACACUCACGGCCCUCUGCAAGGUUAUCGCCUCCGAUUCGGCCGCAAGGACGUGGAGCCCCUGACCGUCAUCGAGUUCUCCGAGCGUGAGAACCACUACACCACCAAAGAAAUCCACAAGGGGGCGUCCUACACCUUCCGCCUCUCUGCCCGCAACAAGGUGGGGUUCGGAGAGGAGACGGUGAAAGAGAUCACCACGCCCGAGGACACGCCCUCCGGCUACCCGCAAGGCAUUGUAGCUGAAAGUAGUACGACCACUACCAUUCAGGUCAGCUGGCAGCCUGUGGUACUAGCCGAGCGUAACGGAGUCAUCGUUAAAUACGCCCUUCAGUACAAAGACAUCAACAGUCCGCGCAGUCCUUCCGAACUGUUCAUCACUGCCCCCGAGUCCACCGUCGUCCUGGACGGCCUUAAAGCAGACACCACGUACGAUAUUAAAAUGUGUGCCUUCACCAGUAAGGGCGCCGGCCCUUACAGUCCUAGCGUCCAGUUCAGAACGCAACCCGUCAACCAAGCAGUGUUUGCAAAAAAUUUUCACGUGAAAGCUGCCAUGAAGACCUCCGUGCUGCUGACGUGGGAGAUCCCCGACAACUACAAUCCUGCUCAACCGUUUACAAUCUUGUAUGAUAAUGGACAAAGCGUGGAGGUGGACGGGAAGCUGACGCAGAAGCUCAUCACAAACCUUCAGCCAGAAACUCAGUAUUCCUUCCUGCUCACUAACCGUGGUAACAGCGCUGGAGGUCUACAGCACCGCGUCUCCACCAUGACAGCACCUGACAUACUGCGUACCAAACCCUACCUGAUCGGCAAGACGGCUACAGACGGCACGGUCACGGUCGAGCUGCCCACUGUACAGACCACAGAGAAAGUCAGGGGAUAUUACAUUGUGGUGGUCCCUCUGAAGAAACAGAGACCUGGAAAGUUUAUUAAACUCUGGGACAAUCCAGACGAGAUGAGUCUGGAAGAGUUAUUAGGUGAAAUCAACCGAACGAGUCGCGCUCUUCGCUCCCGCCGACAGGUGGAGUUAAAGCCGUACAUCGCAGCGUUUUUUCACGAGAUGCCCACCGAGUUCACGCUGGGAGACUCAAAGAUGUACGGGGACUUUGAGAACAAGCAGCUGUUGAACGGACAGGAGUACGUCUUCUUUGUGCUCGCUGUGCUGGAGAUUUCAGACAAUAUGUUGUACGCGGCGAGUCCGUAUUCUGACCCGGUGGUGUUUGCAGACAUCGAUCCACAUCCCAUCAUAGAUGAAGAGGAGGGUUUGAUCUGGGUCGUGGGUCCUGUGCUCGCUGUCAUCUUCAUCAUCUGCAUCGUCAUCGCCAUCCUGCUCUACAAAAGACGCUUUCACUGGAGCAGUCAACCAGACAGGAAACGGGCGGAGUCAGAAGCCAGGAAGGGCAGUUUGCCCAGCGGUAAAGAAAUGCCGUGUCAUCACCCCACAGACCCCGUGGAGUUACGCCGUCUGAACUUCCAAACACCCGGUUCAGCCGCUUCGGUUUACCCCAGUAACCUUCAUUUGUCAAGGAUGGCCAGUCACCCGCCCAUUCCCAUCAUGGAGUUAGCCGAUCACAUCGAGCGUCUGAAAGCCAACGACAACUUGAAGUUUUCACAACAGUAUGAGUCCAUUGAUCCCGGUCAGCAGUUCACAUGGGAACAUUCCAACCUGGAGGUGAACAAACCCAAGAACAGAUAUGCCAACGUCAUCGCUUACGAUCACUCCAGAGUCCUGCUGUCUGCCAUCGAUGGUAUUCCCGGCAGCGAUUACAUCAACUCAAACUACAUUGACGGCUACAGGAAGCAGAACGCUUAUAUCGCCACUCAAGGUCCGCUGCCGGAGACCUUCGGGGAUUUUUGGCGGAUGAUCUGGGAGCAGCGGAGCGCAAAUAUCGUCAUGAUGACCAAACUAGAAGAAAGAUCACGGGUGAAGUGUGACCAGUACUGGCCCAACAGAGGAACAGAAACGUACGGACUCAUUCAGGUCACCCUGCUGGACACGGUGGAGUUAGCCACGUACUGCGUCAGGACGUUUGCGCUUUACAAGAACGGCUCCAGCGAGAAGAGAGAGGUGCGACAGUUUCAGUUCACCGCCUGGCCAGAUCACGGCGUUCCCGAACAUCCCACACCGUUCCUGGCCUUCCUGCGCAGGGUGAAAUCCUGCAACCCUCCGGACGCCGGGCCCAUGGUGGUGCACUGCAGUGCCGGCGUGGGUCGGACCGGCUGUUUCAUCGUGAUCGAUGCCAUGUUGGAGCGCAUUAAACACGAGAAGACGGUGGACAUCUACGGUCACGUGACGCUCAUGAGAGCUCAGAGAAACUACAUGGUGCAGACAGAAGAUCAGUACGUCUUCAUUCACGACGCGCUGCAGGAGGCCGUGACCUGCGGAACCACCGAAGUUCCCGCCCGGAAUCUGUACGCCUACAUCCAGAAACUCACACAGAUCGAGUCCGGAGAGAACGUCACUGGAAUGGAACUGGAGUUUAAGCGGUUAGCAAACACAAAAGCCCACACAUCCCGCUUCAUCAGUGCCAACCUGCCCUGUAACAAAUUCAAAAACCGUCUGGUGAACAUCAUGCCGUAUGAGUCCACACGAGUCUGUCUGCAGCCAAUCAGAGGAGUGGAGGGAUCAGACUACAUCAACGGCAGCUUCAUCGAUGGAUACAGGCAACAGAAGGCUUACAUCGCCACACAGGGUCCUUUAGCUGAAACCACAGAAGAUUUCUGGCGGAUGUUAUGGGAACACAACUCUACCAUAGUUGUGAUGUUGACCAAACUCAGAGAGAUGGGCAGAGAGAAGUGUCAUCAGUAUUGGCCGGCGGAGCGUUCAGCGAGGUAUCAGUACUUUGUUGUGGAUCCUAUGGCGGAGUAUAACAUGCCUCAGUACAUCCUGAGAGAGUUUAAAGUGACAGACGCCAGGGACGGCCAAUCACGGACGGUCAGGCAGUUCCAGUUCACCGAUUGGCCGGAACAGGGUGUGCCGAAAUCAGGCGAAGGCUUCAUCGACUUCAUCGGCCAAGUGCAUAAAACAAAAGAGCAGUUCGGUCAAGACGGGCCCAUCUCAGUCCACUGCAGUGCUGGUGUGGGCAGGACCGGAGUCUUCAUCACUCUCAGUAUUGUUCUGGAGAGGAUGAGGUAUGAAGGUGUGGUGGACAUCUUCCAGACGGUCAAGAUGUUACGGACGCAGCGGCCAGCAAUGGUCCAGACUGAAGAUCAGUACCAGUUUUGUUACAGAGCUGGGUUGGAGUACCUCGGGAGCUUCGACCACUAUGCAACGUAAGAUCCUCGGCGUGCCGUCAGGAGACGCGAUCGACCGCCGGACAUCCAGAGGUCAUUCAAUUCUGAGCCAUAAAUACCUGCUUGUGAAAAGAACUUUAACUCUUCGUCCACAACUCGACUACGUGUUGGAUGUGCAACAUAAAGCUAGAAAUACUUUCAAAUUACACUAACAGACAAAUAUCCAGGUGGACCAAGACAAAUCACCCGAUCUAAUAUAAACAAUGAAAAAUAAUAGUAAUAAUACAGAAUUUCAGACAGGUGAAUAUGGACUGCUGAAGCAUCGUGUGGAACGUUCCUUUCUUCCUUUGCUUCGAGGAUUCAUGAAUAACAAAGAAACAAACGGUCUGGAGGAUCACAGACGCUGUGAGACGGGAGCUCAAUACACAACGUAAAGAGAAUUUCUGUUCUUUCCUCAAUCAACGUGAGGAGUUAGAGAAAAAAAACGUCAUCACGUCAUCAUCUUCAUCAGUGAAGAAACUAUAAACCACAAGCACCCGCCCCUCCAUAGAUGACACAUCUGGAUAACACAAAUCUUUUCUUUUUGUUGACCCAUCUUUCAUUUUUUAGGACGGUUAAUUCUUUUUUUCACCUGACCCACUUCACCUCCUGCUCUUACACUCUGUGCCAUUUGUCGUUACAAUCCUGUCUGAACACACACAUGCGUUGACUUGUGAGGGGGGCAGAUUAUAAAGGUUGGCAGAAAUCUCAGUUCUUUCAUGAGCAGAGAGAGGGAAAUGACUGAAAUAUACGAUGUCUUUAUUUAUAUAACAGUGAAUUGUCAUGAGGAUCUUUAGAGGAGAUAUAAAUAUAUGAAUCUAAAUAAAUCUGUAAUAUAUGGACUGAUGGAUAUGUGUAGAUGUUCGAGGGAACUGAAGAGGUUUUCCGCUGGAAUGCACAUCAGCAGGACAAACGCAUCUUUUCUUGUGCAAUAAACAGAUGUUGUGCUUUAUAUCGGGGGCCAUCAUCAUCAUCAUUCAUUCAUUCAACUCGUCGAGAGGUCAGAGGUCAUUUACACAGACCGAGCCGUGUUUUCAUUCGUUUGCAUUUAGAGUGCCUUAUAUUUAUGCCUCUUCUUUUCUACAAUAUUCAUUUCUCAAGGUGUAUAGUUUGAGUAUAGUCCAUAUAAGAGUAUUUAGCCAUUGAUUUCCCACGCGUACAGAUUUAUAUUCUAUGAAAUUGUAUAUGCAAAUACGUAAUUCCAUUGUUCCUCUUUUAUUCUAUGGCCUUAAUCUGGCUCAGAGAACUGAAAAAAAGGGUAAGGAAUCAAAUCAAUGAAAGCUAUAAAUAAAUAAAUAAAUGUAAGGCCCGAUACUGUUAAUUCUCUUCUUCUCUAUUAUGAAUUAGAAACAUCUUCUGAUUUCUAAAACAGCAUGAGUACAGUUCAGAAACAUGUAGUUGUCUGUGAUUGAAAAGAGAAACAUGAUUAUCAAUUCCAUUUAGUUUGUCUUUUGAAGAUCGUUGAACUUCCCAGCGGUUCUGCACAUUUUGACUUUAGUUCUUUGGUGUGGAAGGAUUUCUUGAAGAAAGGAAGCCGUCGCAAUAAACAUUCGGUUAAAAUGACAGAUAAUCCUUUAUUAAAAGCUCUAGAUGUUAAGAUACGCUAUGAAAUAUGUUUGCAGAUAAGAAUAUUAUUUGACAAUUUUAUGAUUUCAUUGGCUUUGUGGAUGUGCAUUCCAGACAUUCUCCCCCUUUUUAAUUGCCAAAUUGUUUUACAAAAUCAAAUUUGAUUUGAUUGAAUUUUGUUCAAUUCGAAAUCUCUUCAUCAACAAAACGCUGUUGUUGUUGUUGUUGUUCGCCAUAGCUCCAUGUCAAGUGUCAGCGCCACCUAGAGGUCACUUGCGCUCCUCACGGGUUUCUUUUGCUGUUCUGGAUCUUCUUUGAAUAUGCAUGAGUUCAGCUGCAGUGAGGACGAGGACGAGGAGAAUUGCACUUUUUUAUCUCUGUAUCUCUAUGCACUGCCCUGCUGAUUUCACACGUCCCAUCACAGAUUUUACUUGAACCCGACUGUACCAAUCUCCUUCAAACUUCAGAUGUGUGUAUGUAAAUAACACUGAAAAGAGAUCCAAGUCCUUGGAGAAAAAAAAGAUGAUGAAGAAAAAAUCAUAGGAUAAUCGGGUGCAAAACCAGCGUCUUCAGCAGAUGAUGUGGAAGUUUCACUUCUUCCCCGUUCAGCCGGUUGAAAGACUGAAGUAUAAACGUGUUUCUCUGCUCCCCGUGAAUCUCACAUCUGGAUGCAUAGACUGAAAUAAUGAAUUCAAUUCAAUUGUAAAGAAAAAAAUGGCUUGUUAAAAAAAUCAUGAAAUUACCUCUGAUUAGUUGUAAAUGUAAACUGUUAUUUGAUUUCAUUUUUUUUCUGAAUGAAUGAAGUGCUUUUUAUUUUCCUACUUAGAUGCCAGUGGUGAAAAGAUACGUCUGUACGAGAAGCGUCCUUCUGUACUUCUGACACGAGUUCCAUUUGUUAUAAAUGAAUUCUAUUAAAAAAAUGUAAGUGUUAUGCA